Messenger RNA from Ixodes scapularis (black-legged tick), 1493 nucleotides. RefSeq lists its product as uncharacterized. The coding region runs from base 181 to 1383 and encodes 400 amino acids. NCBI's taxonomy places the organism in Eukaryota, Metazoa, Arthropoda, Arachnida, Ixodida, Ixodidae. The record is from RefSeq and is a predicted model, not a curated record. The transcript has a single exon.
GACAAGGGAACAAUGCAAUGACAAAACUGCCCCUUCAGUAUCCUGAGCUUACUUUGACUCGUUGUAAGAGAGUGAUCAUUCAUGAUAUAACAGUUCAAUAUUUCUUCUUUUCUAGGCACUCUGAAGUACCCCCACAGCUGCACUCUGACUGAGAGGACACACGAGGGAGUGCUACAGGACAUGAAAGCAGCAGUGAUGACUGGUACCACAAAGCAUGGAAUGUAUGGGCCGAGCCCCAUUGCACGACUCCAAGGAUUUGACUUGGUUUGGAGCGUAGUGCCGGACUACAUGCAUUGUCUACUUGAAGGUGUCACUAAACAGCUGACAGAGGCGUGGUUCUCGAGUACCGGUGCUGCAUUCUACAUUGGAAACCAGGUGACCGCCGUAGAUUGUAGGCUUGCAAGGAUAUGUCCCCCGAAUCUUUUUGCGCGCUCAACACGAUCAAUCAAAGAACGAGCUCUGUGGAAGGCUAAAGAAUGGAGGUAUUGGCUGGUCUAUUAUGCUAUGCCUUGCCUUCAUAGCAUACUACCGCGCGAGUACUUCGUGCACCUCACACUCUUGUGUCAGGCAACAUUUCUGCUCGUGCAGAAGACUGUUAGCAGGGCCGACAUCAGAGCUGCUGAAGCACUUUUAACGCGUUUUCUUCAACAUGUAUCUGCCCUUUAUGGUGAAGCUGCAGAAACAUCAAACAUGCAUCUGCUUAUGCAUUUGCCAAAAUCUGUGAUGCAGCUUGGUCCCUUGUGGGCUACAUCAAUGUUCCCGUUUGAGAGUGCAAAUGGUGUGCUCCUGCACCUUGUCACCGGUGCGAAAGGUGUCCCUCUGCAGGUUUCCGAGAGAUGGGUUAUGAAGCAGACGCUGUUAAGACACGGUGAUGUGACCCACCUCCCAGCUAGCUUUGACCAACUGUUUCGGACGUUUAUGAAGAUUCGGGAUGUUCCUGAGGACGGUGUUUUGGGCGUUCCACAGGCAGGCUCAAUGACAGCUGCUGUGCAUGGUCUUCUUGAGUGUCACUUUGGCCAGGUACCCACUCUUGAAAGGCAUUUGAGAGCAAGGGUACAGGGCUUUGAAGUCCACAGCUGCGAGUACACGCGCCCCAAGAAGACGUGCACACAGUUUGUAAAGAUGCGAGAUGGCACAUACUGCGAAAUUCAGACUAUUUACAGAAACACAUCAAGCAGUGCCAUUCUUUUUGUUUGUAAAAGUCUCAUUAUUGAAGACUUUGGAAAUGGUAGUGCCAAGUACUUGCACAAGUGUAUUGUGCCUCCCAAUGAGGAGAGUUUAGUUUUGUUCUCAUCGAACGAGCUUGAAGGUAUCUGCGUCUUCAUUGACCAUGAACAUGGACCUUAUUUGUGUGAUAUGCCUAACUUCUACGAGAAAGAGUAAAUAUAGACCGAGUAAAUCUACUACAUUCUAAGUUACUGGUUCAAGGAUUCCUUGUUAUGAAGAAUGCAUGAGCAAGGUACCAGCUAGCAUGAGUGCUUCACUUCGAAGGA